Aspergillus melleus is the source of this 1579-nucleotide messenger RNA. RefSeq lists its product as uncharacterized. The record is from RefSeq and is a predicted model, not a curated record. The transcript has 2 exons. Bases 486 to 1238 code for a protein of 250 amino acids. NCBI's taxonomy places the organism in Eukaryota, Fungi, Ascomycota, Eurotiomycetes, Eurotiales, Aspergillaceae.
UGAAGUCUGAAGGAUUCCCACCAGCGCAUACCGAGAUCCAAUGAGGAAGCUCGAUCUCCGAUGGUGGUGGUAGGCGGCUUCAGGGAUCCUCUGACUCGAGGCUGUUUAUAGAUCCUACAUUGCAAGUUUCGAAUGCAGCAUAGUCGUUUCUAUAAUUUGCAACUGGGCGUGCUUCAGGAACCGGAUGUGAUGCCUCCUCGUCUUUGGCUAUAUAUGCAUGGCUUGUGACCGGGUACAUGUUGAUCUUUUUCUUUUUCUCUCUUCCAGACCUCUCUCGCCUCUCCGCUCUCCUUGAUCUUGCUAUCCUUGACCUUCCUUCUCUUGUCUGUUGGCGCGCCACUUUGAUACCCAUUGUCUUCUUGUUUCUCAGUUUAUACCUCCGCCGUCUAUACACGGGAAACGUUAUUUCGUUCUAUCCGUUCCUAAUUUAAAAGACAUUCUUUUACCUUUCUACUCUCUCCCUCAGACUUGGAUAAGCAUCCGGCAUGCGUCCAACUCUUCUAUUCAUUACCUGCUUGGCAGCAACGUCCGUUGCAGCGCCAACUCUCUUCGACCAUGCCUACGAUUACUCCGACGACAUGGCAUCGUUCCUGGGGAAAGUGAGCAAGCACAUCGACAAGAUCAAGGACAUCAUGGACACCUCGACGACGUGCGACGCGUCCAAAAUCGCGCUACCGUCCUUCGCCUCGGAGCUUCCCUCCCCGUCUGACCAAAAGCCCCUUUAUGUUGCAGUAGGUCGCGGUACACAGAACUAUACCUGCGCAACAUCGUCGUCCGACUCGAAGCCCGAGGCUGUUGGCGCCGUUGCCCGCCUCUACAACGCCACGUGUAUCGCGGCAAGCUACCCCGAUAUGAUCGAGAUGCUCCCCAGUAUCGUGUACAAAAUGCAGCUGCCGGACAGCGACGCAGAUCCUCUUCCCCCGGCAAACAUCGAUCUGCUCGGUCAUCACUACUUUUCGGGCUCCACACCAGUCUUCAACUUUGAUCUUGCUUCGACAAGGCAUGGAAUCGCGUUCACGAAGAAGGGCGCUGAGAUCGAUGCCCCGUCUAGUGCUGUCAAGGGAGGGAAUGGCGCCGUUGCGUGGCUCUAUCUGCCAACUGUCAAUGGGACAGUUGGUCGGUUCAAGAGUGUUUAUCGGGUGGAUACGGCGGCGGGACAGCCUCCGGAGACGUGCAAGGAUAUGCCGUCGGAGUUCACAGUGCAGUAUGCUGCCAAUUAUUACUUUUAUGAGAGGUGAUGGGUGGUGGGAGGGUCUUGAUGUACAGAAUAUAUAUUGGGCGUUUUUCAUUCAUACCAUACGGGAUGGACAUAGUUAUGACUGGUAUGACAUCUACAGUUGAUACUGGAUAAUCAGCAGUAGCACAUCUCCCGUAAACGACCAGACUAUCAUAAUUGAGGUAUAAGUGAGGAUAUCACCGUCGUCCCUCGACAGCAGCUCGAUGACAGGAGCCAAUUGGAGCAGGGCUUGUCCGAGUCAGGUGACCUCGCUAUCCGGGCCUAACCACCCUAGUCCCAGUUAGGCCUAGCGCAUUCUGAUUUUCAAAGAUCCCCAAGUCUCCGUUUGAAAAAUCUCGACCG